Molecule: messenger RNA, 561 nt
Organism: Phialemonium atrogriseum
Lineage: Eukaryota; Fungi; Ascomycota; Sordariomycetes; Cephalothecales; Cephalothecaceae
Exons: 1
Coding region: 1-561 (186 amino acids)
Source: RefSeq, a predicted model, not a curated record
AUGGGACUUGCCGGUGUCGGGGAUUCCGCCACCAGCGCAAUCGGCGAUGUGGCUGGAUCUGGGCUAGAUCCAGCCGCCAAAAUCAUCCUUGUUAUCCUGAUCAUAGCUUUGCUCGUCAUCGCAAUUAUCGUGUGGGACUCGAAGAGGCGGAACGAGAAUCACGGACGAGGAGACGAGGAAGUUACUGAGGGCGGCGGCAUACAUCCUGACCAAUGGAGUACACCAGUUGUCGUCGCCCGACAACCAGGCAUGACCGAGAGCGGCGGCAUACAUCCUGACCAAUGGAGUACACCAGUUGCCGUCGCCCGACAGCCAGACAUGACCGAGACGAUCAGAGACGCCAGACGAACGAGCCUGAACAGCAGCACUUCUUCGGUAGAUCACCAUCAGCCGGAAGACACGGUCUCGCUGCUUGGGAGAGAAGACGCAACGCGUGGCGGCAGAUUAACGGCCCCUGACCCGGUGGUAAUACCGACUUUGGGAACUCCUCGCAACUUGCCGAUUAUUUACGUGCCGCCAUCAGCAAAGGACAGCCGGGUCAGGAGGGCGCCAUGGCAUUGA